UUCACGUAAACAAUCCUAAUUUUAUUGAUAAGAAGAAAAUCCGGCUCCUUUAAAUCAGUUUCUAGUUGCACUACAAUGGGAAAUUGGUGUGCUUUUGACAGUUCUGUGCUUCAGAGAAUUUGCAUCAGAAGUCCAAUCACAUAAUAUCAAUAGUCUGUUUCAUUUUAAAGGGCUGUUUUGUGUUAUCCGUCUUCUAUCAACAGCGAUGAGUGUAGAGGUCCAUCCACUUACAAGCAACCCUACAGCUGCCUGGAAGGACAUUAGCAGGACUCAAAAAGUCAUCAAGUUAAAUGUCUCGGUACCGAAAGCACCAGUAGCUCAAGACAAGGUACGCUUUGUUUGUAUGAGUGACACACACUCAUUGACUUCACACUUGAAAUUUGACAUUCCGGAUGGAGAUGUGUUUAUUCAUGCUGGAGAUUUCACUCGAUGUGGUGGCAUUGAUGAGGUCAUCGAAUUCAACAAUUGGAUCAAGCAUCUACCUCACAAACACAAACUAGUCAUCGCUGGAAACCAUGAGUUGAGUUUCGACAGCACCUUCACUCAUCCAUUGAAGAAGACCGCCAUGGAAAGUAGUAUUCAUGAAAUCCCUACACUUGGGUUGGCCCGAGAUAGUAUGGUCGAAGCUGUAAAAAAAUUAGACACGCUAAGUCGUCUAACAAAUUGCACCUACCUACAGGAUUCUUCAGUGGAUCUCUAUGGGCUUAAAAUUUACGGAACUCCAUGGCAACCAGAAUUCUGCAAGUGGGCUUUCAAUGUCCCGAGAGGUCAGGAGUGUCUGGACAAGUGGGAGUUAAUCCCUGAUGACGUCGACAUUCUAAUCACUCACACACCACCCCUAGGCCAUGGAGAUUUAUGCUGCACUGGUGUUAGAGCAGGAUGUGUUGAAUUGCUCUCUUCCGUUCAGAAACGUAUUCAUCCCAAGUAUCAUAUUUUUGGCCAUAUUCAUGAAGGCUAUGGAGUUUCCUCUGAUGGAAAAAUCAUCUUCAUAAACGCCUCAACUUGUGAUAUUAAUUACCUUCCGACCAAUCCACCCGUUGUAUUUGAUGUACCUUUGCGUGCAGGAUUUGUCAAGGAAUAAAAUGAUAAAAUCUGCUAUUCACUCAA
Bemisia tabaci is the source of this 1107-nucleotide messenger RNA. Its product is annotated as metallophosphoesterase domain-containing protein 1. The record is from RefSeq and is a predicted model, not a curated record. Lineage: Eukaryota; Metazoa; Arthropoda; Insecta; Hemiptera; Aleyrodidae. Gene Ontology annotation, molecular function: hydrolase activity.